Molecule: messenger RNA, 2925 nt
Organism: Hyaloscypha bicolor E
Lineage: Eukaryota; Fungi; Ascomycota; Leotiomycetes; Helotiales; Hyaloscyphaceae
Exons: 7
Coding region: 1-2925 (974 amino acids)
Source: RefSeq, a predicted model, not a curated record
AUGGUCCCCACCUUUCAGACAGUCGUCUCCAAUUUUAGAUCGCGACUCUCCAAGGCUGAGCUAGACGAUUUCAAAUUCUGCUCAUUGAAAGAUGUGCAACAAGCAAUCAUAGAUAUACAAGCACAACAAGAUAAGAGGAGAGAGAUGAGGAAUCUCUCGCGGAUUCUCGGGUUCUUGGAAGCAAUGAAUCAAUUUGGCGCAGUUGUUGAGGUCUUCUUGAACACGUCUGAAAUCCUCGCUUUCGUUUGGGGGCCUUUGAAAUUCCUUCUUUUGGUUGCGAAUAAUUGGGCUGUGUCUUUCGAUGCUCUCCUCGACGCUUAUCAACAGAUUGCGGAGCAGAUCCCUCUCCUAUUACAAUACCAGAAUGUGUUUACCGAGAGCUCAGACAUGCGUGGAGUUCUGGGAAUGAUGUACAAAGAUAUUCUCGAAUUCCAUCAACAAGCUCUUCGUGUGUUUGGGAAACCAACAUGGCAGCAGAUAUUUCGCGCUGUUUGGAAAGACUUUGAUACGAGGUUCCAGCAUCUACUGUUGAAUUUGCAACGACACAAAACCCUGAUCGAAAGCCACGGAAACGUACUCCAGAUCAAAGCCUCCCAAGUAGCCCGAGAACUGGCCGAGAAGGCCUUCAAAGAAGCUGAUAUAGCAAGGAAAGAUAAUCAGCGAAUUGCAGUACGAACAUGGUUAUCAGCUAGGAAUGUUCAACUAGAUCAUGAAGUGUAUACUGGAGUGAGAAAAUUAUACCCAAGUACCGGACUUUGGGUGCUCCAAAAAACCGCUAUUGUUGCGUGGCAUGACAGCCAGCACACCUCAGGAUCCCUUGUUUGGAUUCACGGCAUUCCAGGAGCAGGCAAAACGGUACUAGCGUCUGUGAUUGUUGAGAAAUCGAAGUCACUAUCAUCCACUAUCGUCGCUUAUUUUUAUUGCAAAUAUAAGGAUCAAGAGCGAAACACUUUCGUUGCGGUCUUUCGAGCUAUCAUAUCGCAAUUGCUCGCACAGAGUAAAGACUCAGAUCUCUUACAGGCACUUUAUGAAAGAUCUGUGGAGAGCGGAGAGCGAUACCUGGAGUCGCAAUCAUUGUGCACGGAGCUUCUAGCCAUAGCGGUAGGAAGCAUUCCAACAAAUGUUGGCAUACAUUUGAUAAUAGAUGGGCUCGAUGAGUGCGAGAAUAAGGAACGAAAGGUAAUCAUUUCAGAAAUUGCGAAAAUCUUGAGGAAGGAUCCUCAGCCUGGUAGAAUUCGGGCCAUGUUCGUCAGUCAACCAGAACCCAGCAUUCGCAGUUUACUUCGCACGGCCACGAUAGUACGGCUGUCAGAAACGGACAAUAUGAGUGACAUUGCCGAAUAUACAAGGCACUGUUGUUUGGAAAUUCAAAGCAAGUUUGAUCUCGCUGAUGAGAAGCGCGACUUGAUCCGAACACUUGUAUGUGGGAGUGCGGGAGGCAUGUUUCUGUUUGCGAAAUUGGUUCUUCAGAAUCUCUACUCUCAGGUCUCGCGUGCACAACUCUAUGAAUCACUCCUGCCUCGACGGUUUCCUCUGGGACUGAACCAAGCCUAUGGAAGAAUAGUGGAACGCAUUGAACGAAAUGAAAACGUCGCUGAGAGAGAUCAAGCACUCACGUUGCUGGGCUGGGUGGUUACUGCCAAACGUCCCUUGACAUGGCCGGAAAUCCAGGGCGCCGUAUCUAUCGAUAUCGAAGAUCAGAUUGUGGAUUUCAAAGAACGAUCGCUUGUCGUAGAUAUCGGAGCGCUUUGCGGAUCGUUAGUCGAAAGACUCCCUGGCGAUCGCAUAGAGCUCGUCCAUACCUCAGCUAGAAUAUAUCUUAUGCAAGAUAAUCAUGUCAGAGUAUCGCGGGCCGAAGGGCAGCUUGCAUCUUUAUGUUUACAUUAUCUCAUGUUUCCUGGUUUCAUGGCAGAUGACGAGGAAAUUUGCCAACUUCUCAAGACUGGAUUCUACGUCUUUCAAAACUAUGCAAUGUUACACUGGGUCGACCACUUGCAGUCCUACUUGGAGCAUCUUCAAACUGACGAUCUGGAUGAUCUUGAUAAGCUGGCGCCAAUUUGCGAAGAGUUCUCAUCGGAAUACGGCCCAUCAGAUGCUGACACGUCCGUUGGGGUAUCCCUCCAAAGUUUGCGCGAACGCUGCAAAAAAGCUGGCCACCAAGCAAGCUUCGAGACGUUUGUAGCGCUCAUUGCUUAUGCACGAGACUUAAGAGGGAAAAAGAAUUCUUUAGACGGAUUGGGAAAUCUGGGAAGCAUUCUGACCUCUGUCAGAGAGAACCAAGAACGACUAAUCAAAACCGAGGAUUCGGCUUCCAUACUGGCACUCUCAAAAUUUUACGGCGAUCUGCUGUUCAAAUGCCCACGACAUAUGUGUUACUACUUUCACGAAGGUUUUGCGGACUCAAGGUUAAGACAUCAACAUAUCCAACUUCACAACCGAGCCUUUUGCUGCAAAAUAGACGGUUGCAGCAGAAUUCAGACCGGUUUCUCCUCAGAUGCAGAUCUGCAAAGACAUAUAAAAAAGAAUCACUUCUUGCCAGAAGCUUCUGCAAAGUUAUUUCCAGAGCCAAUGACUCAAGCCAAGGUUAAACCUCCGAAGGGAGUGCAUAAGUGUGAAGAAUGCUCCAAGAAAUUCACCAGAGGGAGUACCCUCAAGGAACACACCAGGAGGGUCCACACAGGAGAGCGGCCGCACUCUUGCGGGAAAUGCAGUCAAGCAUUCGCAAGUGAAAAGGACUGUCGAAGACACGAAGAUUCGCACUACGAAGGAAAUUUUGUUUGCAGUGGAGAAUUGGCCCCUGGGGUCAGAUGGGGAUGUGGGCGGGUAUUCACUCGAGCUGAUGCCCUGACACGUCACUUCAGCUCAGCAUUGGGUCACAAAUGUCGUCAGUCGGACCCACGAGCAACUGAGCACGUUCAUCAGUGA